Molecule: messenger RNA, 4189 nt
Organism: Linum trigynum
Lineage: Eukaryota; Viridiplantae; Streptophyta; Magnoliopsida; Malpighiales; Linaceae
Source: the annotation of a GenBank genome assembly
UGUGAUUAUUGUCGGUAUUAAAUAGGAUAAGCAGGGACGACGAGGCUUGAAAUUGAAUUGAUGGCAUGUACACCAUAAUUAGUUUAUAAUAAUUAGUUUAUUGGCUCGAAGGUGAUAGCUGUGAUAAUGACAAUGAUGAUACUGGGAUCGCCUUUGAGGCUUUGACAACGAUACUGCGCUCCGCAUUAUAUUGGCAUUUUCUGUACUUAAUUAAUUCCCCCCUCUAAAAUAUUCGUGUAUGUGGUGAAGCAACUUGUUGAUAGGAAUAGCAAUGGGCAUUGUCAAAAAAAAAAGGAAUAGCAAUGGGCAGGUAUCUCGAUAUCCAUAUAUGUCUCGUGGUAAGUUGAGUACAAAUAAAGUAAUUUAUUAUGAAACAUGAGUCGGGACAAGUCGACCCGUAUGAGCAUGUAAUUUAGAAAAAAAAACAUUAGAAAUAAUCAUUUUCAUUAAAAAUCCAAGAAAACAAAAGAUAGUAUGAUAAACAUAGUUAAAUUAUUGAAGAAACUGAGGUUCUCACCUAUUUACAACUUUCAACAUAGCUCAAAUAUGAAAUAAUAAAACUAAAAUUCUAAAGUAAUUUGAGUAUAUUUACAUAUGAUUUAGGCAAAACGGAUGGAGAAUGAGGCGGGUCAGGUCAAGGUUAGUACACAUGCACAUCCCGCUCCGUCUACAGAGCGUGUAUUACUCGCCCAAAACAAAUAAGGUAAAACGAUCGAAAUUGCCAACCUGGGUUCGAUGACCGAGUCUUGGGCCAUGGUGGCCAUUUGUCAUGUCUUAAUAAUUUUAAGACCCUUCUUAUUAAAUUAUUGUGGUCAUUACCUAACUUAAUUAAAUCAUAAUGGGGACCUUGUAUAUGGACCCAAAUCGCCAAUAAUAAUGUUCGUGCUGGUUAAUUAGACCCUUUGCAAUUCUCAUCCACAUCUUUCAUUGUGACUCUAUACUAACUUAGCUAUGUCAUGAGGUUUUAUCUGAUUGGUUUGUUCCAGAUUUUCAACUAAUUCAUGAGUUGAUUAGUGAGUAGUAGUACGUGUGUAAGGAAUAAUUUGGUGUAUAAUAAAUGUAUAUGUUUCCUUGGAAGAAUUCAGUGGAACUCUACUUUUUCUUCAUGCACUUAAAAAAUCCAUGACAGUCUUGUUUGUAAGACUUUUUCAUCGUUUUCACAAGUACCAAAAACGAGAAGAUGGUGCAAAGGCAAAAGAAAAAGACUGUUAGGGGAUACGAGAUUACUAGGGUUUUAGCCGAUACAGAACACGAAGGUGGCUUGGACCUUAAUUGGAGGCUAGAGUUAGGCCAUUUACUUAAGGGAUGGAUGAGGUUUCAAUUUAGGCAUUUAGCUAGCUUGCUAUGGUUUUGAGACAACUGGGCAGAGCAGAGGCAGAGUACUGUGAAAGUGGGCGGAGGGAGGGCCUGCCUGGCUGCCUCUGGCCUUUGCUUAGGGUUUGGUGCGAUGGGUUGCUGCUAGCAACAGUUUUGUUAGAGAGAGCACAGCGUCUUGCAGAAACAAAAACCUAGCAUACAAUAGCAGUUUUGGCUGUGCGGCCUCUGGCUCAGCCUCAGCUGUCCUUCUGUCCGCUGUGAAACUAAAACUGUACGACGCUUAUUUGCUGGUCCUUUGGUCGGGUACGGUUUGGUGCGGUUUCUAUCUUCGAAUUUGAUUAUCUCAUUAGUAUGAAGGCUUGAAAGCUGUAUUUGGAGGUCUACUUACAUCAUUCCCAUUUUCAGGCUAUACCAUGUAGAGAUCAUCUAUCUCGUUGAGUUAAAAUGAUUUCGAGCCUCAACAUUUGAAUGUCCGAGUCUGUCGCGAUAGCUACCAGUACCAUCUCAUUGCAUUUGUGUUAUUUUCAUAAUCUUAUUAUAAUAAUUAAGGAUGACGGCACAAUCCGUUGUCAUGAAUACACUACCGAGUCUUAACUGGUGAAAAUUUUGAUAGGUAUGGUGGGAAUAUAAGUUUGGACCCAAACUAUACGCAUAUUCAUAUACCCGGCUACCCGCCCCCCAAAAUCAUAUGAUUUGGUUAGUACUUGUAAUACUUCUUUAUGUCUUAACACCCAUUUAUCUUCUAUUUCAUGAUAACCUUGAUGUUAAUUUUAACAUCUUUCUUUUAAAUGAAAUUGACUCACUUGUAUAGUCUUAUGAGCACCCAUAGACCACGUAACCAUGUUCAUUGAUCACGGUAUGGAUACACCAUUCCAAUAUCCUACGAGGUUUUAUUUGGUAAUAGUGUGGGCGUCGUCGACAUAUUGGGUAUGAAUUUAGGGUCUGAUCCAACACAUUUUAUCUUGAGCAAUGAUAAGAUGUUAAGAUGUAGACAACCACUCAACCUAUAUUGAUCAAAUAGGGUAGAUACAUCUUUUUGUGUUUGGUAUCAAAUUGAGAUUAUGUAUCAUUAAAAACUACUCAAUACAUUUUAUCGACAUACAUGAGUAAACAAUAAUUAGCUAAUGACACAAUUACUUGUUCGUGAAUGGUUUACAGGAAUUUUUUUCAGAUCAACUUUGGUUUCUCCUCACACCCAUUUAUUCUUCUAUACAGCCAAUACAUUUGACUUUUAACUUAAGAAAAGAUCACCCUUUGUUUUCCCAAAAACCGGUUUAGUAGACACUAGACAGUAGUACAGUACCCACUGGCCACUACUCUCUUGGAACGAAAAAUAACCACAAAAGCAAAAAAGUUCUGUGUUUCCAAUUGUCUCCAUAGAUUCCACUAUUCUCUGACUUUCUCUUGACUUCCUCGCCACCAGUCCCCUGUUCUUCUCUUCCUUGUCUCCAUUUUCCCCAUUCCCCUAUCUGCUCCUCCAGAAAAUUUGCUUCUACUUUCCUGUGAAUUAGGUGAGGCUGUUCACCUUCCUUUUGUCAGGCUUCUCUCUUCUCCUCCUGUCCCAAUCUCAGGCCACCUCCCCUGUUUUUUGUUUCCUCUGCUUCACACCCGUAAAGCAGAGAGCGAGACAGUGAAAGCUCUAACUGUACCAAUCUUUUUUUUUUUUUUCAUUACAGAAAUAUAUCACAUCACCACCACAAUCCACGCCAAUAUAAGCUCCCAAAUCCUCACCUAAUAAGCACAAACGAAAGCUUGCCAAAUCCUCUCUUUUAUAUCCGUAUCUCACUCUGUUCUUCUCCAGCUUCAAACCCACACUUCUCCAAAUUCAAACCAAACCACAUCCCACAAAUUUCUCAACUUCUCCCCCCUAGUUUUAUAUUUUACCUUCCUUCCCCUCAACCCAUCAUGAGUAAUUCGAUCAUGACGGCGAAGACCCGCCACGACUCCUCUUUCUCCUUCUCCAGGCGCUACUUCAACUGGAAGAGGCAUUCCGUCGAACACCUUGCAGACAACACCGACCACGAAGAAAUCCUCGCUACCCACCACUCCUUAUCUCACCACUACUCUUCCGACGACGAUCUCCACCCUUCAAUUCAAGACCCACAACAACAGCUGAAGAAAAAACACAAUCUUUCCAGCAAGCUGCGGUCGGCGUUCACGCUAUUGAGGGGAGGAGGAAGUAAUAAUUGCGACCGGAGCUCGAGGCUGGGAACCAAAGUGGUCGGGACCCUUUUCGGCUACCGGAGGGGCCACGUCCACUUCGCGUUCCAGGAGGACCCGAAGCAGAGGCCGGCGUUCCUGAUCGAGAUGGCGACGCCGACGAGCGUGCUGGUGAGGGAGAUGGCUUCUGGGCUUGUGAGGAUUGCGCUGGAGUGCGAGAAGAAAUCUUCCCCAACAUCGGCGGAGAAGAAGAAGAAGAAGAAGCAAGGGAUUAAGCUGCUGGAAGAAGGGGUGUGGAGGAGUUACUGCAAUGGGAAGAAAUGCGGGUACGCAUUGAGAAGGGAGUGUGGUGAGGAGGAGUGGAAGGUGCUGCAGGCGGUGGCGCCGAUCACGAUGGGCGCCGGAGUUCUGCCGGCGGCGGCGACGGAGAUGGAAAAGGAAGAGGCUGGUGGAGGGGAAGGGGAGCUGAUGUACAUGAGGGCGAGGUUUGAGAGAGUGGUGGGUUCGAAGGAUUCGGAAGCGUUCUACAUGAUGAAUCCUGAGGAUGGUUCCGGUGGCCCUGAGCUCAGUCUCUACUUGCUUAGGUCUUAGCUAAUCAUAUAUGUACAAGCCUUCUUUGUUUUUCAAAAUUUCUCUCGUCUUUUCGCCGACGGAGAAGGGGGAAAGGGAAGAUUGAAACUUGUUCUUCCCUGUCUGCUCUGCAUGUUUUGGU